Messenger RNA from Trichomonas vaginalis G3, 606 nucleotides. RefSeq lists its product as uncharacterized. NCBI's taxonomy places the organism in Eukaryota, Parabasalia, Trichomonadida, Trichomonadidae. The transcript has a single exon. The record is from RefSeq and is a predicted model, not a curated record. Bases 1 to 606 code for a protein of 201 amino acids.
AUGAACAAAAACGGAACAGCUAAAAUGAAUGAUAAUCAAAUUAGAGCAGAAGGUAGAAGGUUAUUUAAACGCUUCUAUAACAUUCCUGAUGGUGUUAAUCCUAAAACUCGUAGAAGCUAUUUAAAUGAAGCAAUAGAUGCAUAUGAAGGGUUUGACAUUUCAUCAGAAAGUGAGAGAUUAGCGAGAAUGUUAAAUGUUAAUAUUGAUUUCUAUUAUUGUGAUCCUCAACCAGAAGACGUGGACAUAAAUAAGGUAGACUUUCCAUUAGUGGAAUCAAUAAUGAUAGAUCCAGAAUUUGAAACAGUAAAUAUUUUAUUAACACAGAGUCCAUGUGGAAAACUUCACGCUGACAGAAUAACAGACGUUGAAGCACUCACCGGCUAUAAAGUUUGUCCAUAUUGUAAAGAAGAAGUUUAUUCUAUUCGCGAUGAUCCAGAAAGGAAAAACCAAAGAAGAUUUUUAAAGCAUUGUGAGAAAUGUAAAGAAAAUAAUGGAAGAUUAAUUCAAGACGUUCAAUUGCAAAAGACACAGCAACCAUAUGCACCACAUAUUACGAAACAGAAGAUAUAUCAGUGGUUAUUAGCUCACAAUUUGCAGGAAUAUUAA